Molecule: messenger RNA, 2942 nt
Organism: Astrephomene gubernaculifera
Lineage: Eukaryota; Viridiplantae; Chlorophyta; Chlorophyceae; Chlamydomonadales; Astrephomenaceae
Source: the annotation of a GenBank genome assembly
CUUUAGGCCCUGGUCUUUUUAUUCCAACUUAACCUUGCGCUGUCGCUGUGAUGUUUGCGAAGCUUACCGCCCUUGUGGGCGGUGGCUACUCGUUUCCCUAUGUAGUAGAAGAUGCUUACGACAGCGCUUGGGGACAGUGGACCCAUCAUCGCGGCAAGGCAAAGGACGACAACGCCCCUGUUUCCAUCUUCCGGAUCAGUGCAACGGAUCCAAAUGACCGAAGAUUAGUUUGCGCUCGCAACGGCGUUAAACGUCUAAAAAUGCUACGGCACCCCAAUAUCCUUGCGUACAAGGACAGCACGGAGACUACCGAAAAGGGCGCCACAGUAAUCCUGUUGGUGACGGAACCGGUCAAGCCCCUGAAGGAGGUGCUUAAGGAGUUGGACCUGCAAGGCCAGCAUAGGGACGAGUACUUUGCGAUGGGUAUGCUGCACAUGACCAACGCCGUCAGCUUCCUGAACAACGACUGCAAGCUGAUCCACGGCAACCUGUGCAUGGCUGCGGUGCUGGUGACCGCCUCCCUGGACUGGCGGCUCAGCGGCUUCGACCUGCUCAGCGAGCACGCGCUGCCGCCGGACCACCACCUGCAGCACAGCGCCUGGAUGGUGGGCGACCAGUACAAGGCCGCCGAGCUGGCCCGCUCCGAGUGGUCGGUGAUCCAGCAGGGGCCGCCCUGGGCGGUGGACGCGUGGGGGCUGGGCUGCCUGACGCAGGAGGUGUUCAGCUGCACCGAGAUGGCGAGCGUGGAGGACCUCAGGCGCACGGACGUCAUCCCGCCCGCGCUGCUGCAGGACUACCAGCGGCUGCUGAGCUCCGCCCCCGCGCGCCGCCUGAACCCCUCCAAGGUGGCGCAGUGCCGCUUCCUGAACAACCGGCUGGUGGAGGUGGUGGCCUUCAUGGAGAACAUCGCAGUCAAGGACACCGUGGAAAAGGAGUCCUUUUUCCGGCGCCUGCCCGGCAUCCUGCCCUCCAUCCCCGCGCCCGUGGCGGUGCGCAAGCUGCUGCCACUGCUGUCCAGCGCGCUGGAGUUUGGCGGCGCGCCCCCGCUGGCGGUGUCGGCGCUGCUGGUGAUCGGUGCGCACCUGGAUGCGGAGGAGUUCAACCGGCGGGUGGUGCCCUGCCUGUCCAAGCUCUUCGCGUCCACGGACCGGGCUCUGCGGCGGUCGCUGCUGGAGUCCGUGGAGCAGUACAGCCAGCACCUGACCACCCCCAUCAUCGAGGAGCAGAUCUACCCGCAGCUGCAGACCGGCUUCACGGACACGCACGCAUACAUCCGCGAGCUCACGCUCAAGUCCAUGCUGUCGCUGGCGCCCAAGAUGACCAACAAGACGCUCGUCACGUCGGUGCUCAAACACCUUUCGAAGCUGCAGGUUGACGAGGAGCCCAGCAUCCGCGCCAACACCACCGUGCUGCUGGGCAACCUGGCUUCCUACCUGGGGGACGCCACCUGCCGCCGGGUGCUGCUCAACGCAUUCAGCAGGGCGCUCAAGGACGGCUUCCCGCCGGCGCGCAUUGCGGGGCUGCGGGCGCUCGCGGCGACCAAGCAGUACUACUCAUCGGAGGACGUGGCGAUGCGGCUGCUGCCAGUGGCCUGUCCGCUGGCCAUGGACGCCAUCCCCGAGGUGCGGCAGGGUGCGCUGCUGGUGCUGGACACCUUUGUGAAGGUGCUCAAGGAUGAGGAGGAGGUACGGCGGAGCAAGGAGGUGGCGGCGGCGGAGGCAGCGGGACCUGCCGGCGCUGGCGCAGCAGGAGGCGGAGGUAGCUCGUCGUACUUUGUGGGUCAGGCUCCCAGCGUGCUAGGCGCCACGAGCAGCAUGCUGACGUGGGCGGUGUCUGGGCUGAUGAACACGGUGGGGGGAGCGGCGCCGGCGGCUGGAGCGCCGAGUGCCGCGGCAGCGGGUUCGCCUAAGGUGGCCAGUCCGCCCGGCAGGGUGGCGGGGCUGGGCAGUACCGGCGGCACUGCCGCUGUCGCCGCUAGCAGCCGGCCGGCGGCGGUGACAGCGCCUGUCCCGCCUGCUGCUGCUGCGGGGGCGAGUAAGACGAGCGGUGACGGCUGGGAGGAUGAUGAUGAUGAAGCAUUCGAGGUGGACGAGGCGGAGCUGGCAGCCCGGGCGCGCUUCUCCGCCAAGCCCGCAGCCACUACCAGCCGACCCGCACCCGCACCCACAACCGCACCUGCGGCCCGAGUCCCCUCCACCUCCACCACCACCGCCGCGCCGGCGCUGUCCGCUAGCCGUACUGCCAGCGGCGCCCUCGGCAGCAGCAGUCGCUUCGCCGCGGAUGAGCCUGCAGAGGCCCUUAAUGCGGCUGGCGGCGGAUGGGGCGACGAUGCUGAUGAUCCGGAGAUGUGGGAGGACAUGGAUAAGGGCCCCAAGCCCAAGCCGGCAGCCGCAGCGGCGCCCGCUGCUGCUCGGGCGUCGGCCUCAGGGGCAGCUGCAGCUCGGCGGGCGGCGGGUGCUGCGGCGAGAGCAGGGGGCGACGGGGCUGCUGCCAAGCCGAAGCUGGGUGCCAUGAAGCUAGGAGCCACGAAGCUGGGGGCCACCUCCACGGGCGGUUCCAAGAGCAAUUUGUUGGGGAGCGAUGACCCGGAUAACUGGUAGAGAUUAGACUGGUGCUGUUGGGUGCUUUGGGGUAGGGGGCUAGCUCACGACGACGUGCACUGUGCAUGCUGGGGAACCAGCGCGACUUGACUAAUGAGGUUAUGACAAAUGGGGGGUUUGGCUGUUUGCCUGGUCACGCCCUAGUGCAGAUGCUCGCAGCUGGUAUAGGUGGUCUGCCCAAGGCUUGGAGGGCAGCAGGUUUCUUGGCUUCGGCAGCAUGCAUAGUGGUUGCGGGUGAUGUAUUUAAGUUAGUCGUCCAGGAUAUCCGUGCCUUACAUUCUCCCGCAAGACGUACAGGAUGAUCACGUUUCAUCCAAAGCCAGGUUACAAGCCAGUCAUUGC